Molecule: messenger RNA, 10826 nt
Organism: Haliotis rubra (blacklip abalone)
Lineage: Eukaryota; Metazoa; Mollusca; Gastropoda; Lepetellida; Haliotidae
Product: RB1-inducible coiled-coil protein 1-like
Biological process (GO): autophagy of mitochondrion; autophagosome assembly; reticulophagy
Cellular component (GO): extrinsic component of membrane; phagophore assembly site membrane; Atg1/ULK1 kinase complex
Molecular function (GO): molecular adaptor activity; protein kinase binding
Source: RefSeq, a predicted model, not a curated record
GAAGGCUGAAGAAUAUGUAAACACUUCCCUUAUUAUUGUUAGAAAACGCAUUUUAACCAACUUUGGAGGCUUAUUGUGAAGUAUGGCAUGGACAAAAUGUAAUGCAACAACAACGGAAAGAUAGUUUAAUCUAUCUUAUGCUGCGUUGUAGAGGUGAAGUGUCUACUGCCAUGUGAUACAAGUGAGAAAGGAGCUGGUUUGACAAUAUAACAACCAGCCAUGUUGUACAUCUUCCACGUGGAUACUGGCACCAUGAUGACCUUUGACAUGAACCUGGCCAUGGAAAAUGUGUCGGUUCUGCAGACGGUCAUCUCCAGCAUGUGCCACAUCUCCGAGGACAAGCAGGUGCUUCUGAUCAGUGGCGGGGACAGUCUCGACCCCACCCAGAGGGUGGCCAAGUACAGCGCUGGCACGGACACCAACCCAAUCUUCCUGUUCAGCAAAACCACCAUCGAGGCUGCCACGCCCCCCUCCCCCAGCAUACACUACGGAUCAGGUACUCGCUCUGAGAGACCAGAUAUUGAUCUUCAGGGUCAAGUUGAAGGGUCACUCAUCAUGCCUCCAGCCUAUGAGACAGUAGUGUCUCGGACCCAACUCUCUGUGCAAUUCCGUGAUGUUGAUGAGGAAGAGCUGAAGGCCUGUGAGCGUCUCGUCCACGAUCAGCAUCUACAACAGCAGGGAUGGGCCGCCGUUGUUGCAAACCUUGAGGACAUCACCAGUGCCCUGAGACAGAGAUGGGAGUUGUUUCAGGAGGCUUAUGACAACUACCUCACAGACCGACAGGGUUAUCUCAACACACUCGCCAGUAUCGGGCAGUCCCUGGAGCUCCUGUCCAAGAUCCCCCUGUUGACCUGCCUCAGCAGCCCCCUAGGUAUGGCCAUGUCCUACCCUCGUGAUGCCAGCAACACAGUCACACCUGAUGACAUGGAGUUGGCACAGUGUAAAACUCUCUUUGAGUGGAUCAGCUCUCAGGACCCUCAACACAGUCUGCAUGACAUGGUGGAGCAGUGCCUCAAGGCUGCAGAACAGUUUGACGAGAAGAUCCUCGACUCUCUGCACGCCGAGGUGCAGCAGACGAUGGAGGCUGUGGAUAACUGCAGCAUGAAGGAGGUCAAGGGGCUUGAGGACCGACUGUACGGACUUGACCAGUUCAUGUCCGGGGCCAGGAAGAUCGUGCAGGAACAGGCAGACAUGGCAAAGGGGUUUGUCCAGAACCAGAACCGAGUGAGCAAUCUGCGGGACAACUCCAUCCUGCCCGACCUGUGUGCCAGUCACAAGAAGCAGCUGGUGGUGAUGCUCAACAACCACAAGAAACUCCGCGACAUCAAGAAGAAGUGUCGCAUGGCCAAGGAGGAGCUCUCCAUCAACCUCCACACCAGACUAAGGUGGGUGAUGUUUGUGGAGAAGAAGAUUUGUGAUGUUGAUGGGAAACUGAUGAUAUACCGUGAGAAUCUGAAACGGCUCCAGAAACGUCUGGACAUCCUACACCAGAUUCAUGACGCACCCCGAGUCUAUGCGGAGCUAGUGGUCGAGGUCGUCAGAAGGAGGAAAUUCUCCACACAAUUCCUGGAGUGGGCAGGCAACCUGGCUCUGGAAUCUAGUCAGCUUCAGACAGAUGAAGUCAACAGGAGACAGGCAUUCCUCUCAGAGCUGGGCAAACACUUCCUGCAGUCCUUGUUCCAAGGGUUUGAGGAUAUUCCCCCAGUGUUCGCUGCCGAAGCCCCUGAAGAGUUUGACCAGAGGCUUCCUCCCAUCACAGACGAUGACAUUAAGAUGCUGCGAGACUCAGUUCCUGAACUUGCAGACAGACUCAGCAUCCCGUCAUCAGUAGCUGUGGGUGAGAGGAUGACUCUGCACACGAUGAUGUCAUCGGUCAGUGACUCCACAGUACAGUGUGAUGCUAUGGUGUGUCGCAGCCUCCCAGGCAUUGGGUCAUCGACAGCAACAUCGGACAUUGCCAUCAUACAGAGUCAGGGAGACCACCAGUUUGUGCAUAUAGAGAACAGUAACCUGAGUCUCAAGGACCAGGUAGCAGCAUGUGAGCCCCAUACUGACAUUAAGAUUAAACCCCAGAUUACUGUGAUCGCUGACAGACCGACUUUCCCGGUGCCACAGAGUCUUUCAGAAACAUUGACCCAGGAGAUGAGGGCAGAGGUGAAGGCCAAAGGGGACCUUGCUGGGAAGGCGAAUGUUAUGAAAAGUGCGAAAGGUUCUCAAAGUGUGGAUGGAAUUAAAUAUGUGAAAAUGUCAGACAGUGCUGAUGGACUUCAGUCUUCUGGAGAACCGACCAAAUCUUCAGAUAGUGAGGUAGGAAGUGCUGACAGGAGCCGGGAGAGUCUGCCAGGCAAGAAGUAUCAUGGGAAGGGUCACCUGACAGCUGACACAUCACCAGAAGUGGAAACCUCCCAGGAAUUCACGACUGCCGAUUUCUAUAUAGAUGAAUCGAUGCCUUCUUCCAUGACAGACUCUCCACCCAAUAAACACGCAAGUACUGGUGAGAAGGUCACCAUCUCUCAACAAUUGGUGGAAAAAACGCAGUCAGUAGCCAAAUUGGAAAUGGAGUUGGUUGAAAAUCAGGAAAAGCUCACAAAUUCACAGAAACAAAUACUUUCCUUCAAGGAAAUAAUAUCUAGAGAUAUACCAAAGCUACGAGAUUUACAUUCAGAUUUGCGUAAAACUGUGUUGUCAGACAAAGAAAGUAUGAGUAAGUAUAUUGAUACAUCUGUGAAAAGCACAGUGACUACAUUAACAUGUUUUCAUGACAAUGUUAAAAAAAGGCACGAUUUGGCUAUGAAUAUGUCAACAGCUGAACACGCAAAGGCCGUGAGUGAUUUUGAGAACAAAAUUGAUGAACUAUCUACAAGUAAAAAAUGAUUGCAGAAGAAAGUCAGUAACCUUCAAAGCAAGCUUCAGACAGGUGCCACUGAUCUGGAGAAGCUGAAAUUAGAUUAUGGUAAAGAGAGUAAAGAGAUGAAAGAGAAAUUUGAGGAGGAGAAGGAUGACUUAAUACGGAAGCACACCCUGGAACAAGAAGUAGAACUGGACAAGGUCCAGUCAGAGUACAAGGCCGAUUUGGACCAGUAUGAAGGACAGGUUCGGGAACUGACCGAUAAACUGACUGAAGCUGAACAGAAGAUUCACCUGAGUACAGCUCAAAUUGAGAAGGAAGUGAACCAGCUUAAUGAGAAGUUUGAGAAAGAGAAGGCAGCUUUGAGGAGUUCUCUGGAAGAGCGGUUCAGAAAGCAAGAAAGGGAGAAAGUUGAGGAAGUUCGGAAUGAAAUUGGAAAGGCCAGCGACGAAAAGAUUGAGAAACUCAUGUUGGAACAUGAAAGAAAGCUCACUCAAGAAAUGGGGAAACUAUGUCGAGAGAAGGAGCAAGCAUUGCUGGACCAGAAGGUUGAGCUGGAGAAGAUAAGUAAAGCAAAUGUUAGUGAUAUUAGGGAAAAACUGAACAGUGAAAAGGCUGCAGAAAGACAACAGAUUCAAGAGCAAAUGGAGAAGGGUUUUAACGAAAGACUUUAUGCUCUUGAAAGGGAACAUGGUGAGAAGGUGUCAGGACUUAAGCAAGCAUUUAACAUUGAGCGAACAGAGCUUGAGCAGCAGCUUAAGCAGCUGGAGCGGAGCGCCAUGAGCAGCACAGAGAGUCAGACUGAAGGGCAGGAGGUAAUGACACUCAGUCAACAUGAACUGAAGAUGGAAGAAGUGCAGAUGCAGUUGAAGGAGGAGAUGGAUGAGGCUCUACAGGAGCAGAAGAAGGUGCAUCAGAAGGAGAUUCAGGAGCUGGUCCAGAAGCUGGACAAGGAGAAGGACGACUCACUCAGCAUGAAGACCAGCAUGGCUGGAGAGAGACAGGUCCAGUUCAAUGAGGCUGUGAGUCGUGUGGGGCAGGAGAAGGACAAGGUGAUCGAUGAGGUGAAACAGCAGCUACAUGAACAGACAGAAAAGCUGGAGUCAGUUUCCAGUGAGAAGCUGUUGGUGGAGAAGGAACUGGAGCAGAUCCGGGACAAGCUUGAGGAAAAUGACAACCAGCAUAGGAGUACGGAAGCUCAGCUCCAGGAUGAGAUGUCGCUCCUCCAACAGAAGCUGACACAGCUACAGCAGCAGAUUCUCACCAAGUCCGAGAUCGCUGUUACACCACCAGACGUCAAGGAGGGUGCGUCAGUGGUUUCUAUUGAGUCUAAAGCCUCUGAGUUAGAAUUUGCCCUAAAGAACAAGGAGGAGGAGAUCAACAAGCUUCAGGAGAGAGUGAUGGAGCUCUCUAUGACAGCCAGCAUCAGGACACUCGCACAGGACAAGGUCUCCAUCACAAGCUGCAUGGUGGGGGACCUGGUGCUGCUCUGCCUUGACGAGCGACAUGACCAGUAUGUUGUGUUCACCAUCACCUCCACGCUGCACUUCCUCCACACUGAGUGCCUGGAGAGUCUGGGACUCAAGACAGGUCCGAGUGAAGCUAAGAAAUCCUGGGUACUUGCUGAGAUAGUUGAUAAAGAAUAUUGUCAGGCAAAGAAGCCCCAGAACAGAUUCAAGGUCCCGGUGGGAACAAAGUUCUAUCGCGUCAAAGCCAAACCAUGGGCAAGGGAGACAACUCGGAAAGACUCUGCAUCUUCCAGCAAAACCUCCCAGGCUGGUGCAGCAGUAUAACCUAGCCUCCUCCAUCUCGUGCAAUCUAGACGAUAUAUCACACCUCACCUUCAGUCAACAACAUGUACAUAGGAUAUUUAUGUAUUUUCUGCUUGUGAUUUUGGUAAUUAAUUAUUAAUAAGACAGAUGUAAUAUAAUUAUGACGUGAAUAAUACGGGAACUGUGUGUUUAUUAUUAUACCAAGUAAAGAACUUUCAUGUUAACCAUGGAGAACUGCAGUCAUUUCUUGUCGCUGGAGGUGUAGUAGAGUGUCUGUGAAGCUGUGCGGGAUUGUAAUGGCUUAAUGUAUGCUCAUUUUAAUAGAAUAUAUCCGUUGCAAAAUGCACAUAUCAAGCAAGACUUUAUGUUGCAAUAAGAUGUGUCCUUAUGUGAGAGGUCUAAUAUGUCAACAUUGAUUACCUUUGGUACAGUUGUAUGAAGAUUAGUCACAAUGUGUUCAUAAUAUACUCAUUACUGCAACAAGUUGAUUCUUGAAAUGCGAUGUGUCAUAAUUGUACAUUGUAUAUAAGUAUGGUUUAUGUGCAGGUGUGGGGAGUACUUGUACAUAUUUUGUAAGUCCCUCUAUAAGCAAUGUCGUACCUUGACAUACCCUCACCUGUCUUUUAAGAAUUCGGCAUCAGUAGCUGAUGCUGGUACUUGUCUGGCUCAUAAUGCUCCCUUUAUCGGGCAGUGGUUAAGGUGUUCCCUUGUCAUUCCAAAGUCCUAGGUUUGUUUCCCAACAUAGGUACACAGUUUGGAAAUGAACUGUUUUUUACUAGUCCUGAGAAACAGCGUUUGUAGCUAGUCUUGCUUGAACAAAAUAAAAAGGUAUGCUAUGUUUACAUUUUCAGUUGAAUUUGUACUAAAAUUGAAGCAUUGUGAACUGGUUCAGAAUUAUAGCUUUCAGACACAUAAAGUAAUUUCUUUGAGUGGCAUUUUGGAAGCUGGGAUUUACAAUAUAGACAAAUUUUGUGGAUAACAACUUCUUUAUUUUGUGAGUGCGACGUUUCCCUUGACAAUGGUACAAGAAUCUGUAUCAAAAUAUUGCACUCACGAAAUAAAGAAGUUGUUAUCCACAAAGUUUGUCUAUAUUGUACUAAAAGUAAUGAUGACAGUUAUCACGGUCUUUUACUUGUGCACAAUUUAUUAGUCCUAUUUCAGAUGUCCCCUGCCAUCAUAUUGCUAAAAGCAAUGUUAAACUAAACUCACUCUGUGUGUAAUCAUUGCUGAGUGUUUACUAAUGCAGAGGAAGCUGAUUAUAGUACACCUGUAUAUCUGGUUCAGGCUGGUACCGAUAACAGGUACAACUUACUUUAGUGAGAUACUUAAUUCAUGUUAAUUACCCACCUUACUUAGUACUAAGUAUGAUGAUAGGAACCCUCAAUAUUAUAUCAAAUCGUUGACAUGCCUUGAAUUAAAUACUAUUAUAUUCUAUGAGAGAAAACAUUUAAUUAAAAUGAAAAUUUAGCUAAGAAAUAUCAGUAUAGCAAGCAGUUUAUUAAGAAUUUCAAGAUAUCACUUUCUUAGUUAGAAGUACUAUAUGCACAAUGUCCUCUUUCUAAAAUGUAUGUUCUACUCUGAGACAGGAAUGAUUUAGGAUAUUUAGACAUAAUAUAUGUCCUUGACCAUUGCCUGAACCAUAUGCUCCAGAAUGUAUGCUAACUGUACUGUGAUUUUAGAUAGAGAAACCUUAUUUUACCUGGAAAUUAUCAAAUGUUUUUCUUCUUUUAUGCAUCUACUGGUGAUAUGGUUUAAUGUGUGAUGUUUUAUAUGCAGUUAGCAUGAGAGAAUAAUCUACAUGUCUACGGUAAUGUGUUUGGGAACAAUUUUGGUUUUAGUUGAACUUCAGCUAAUGUUUCUACCUAUUUGUUGUGUUAUUUUUCCUCUUGUUAUAUAUGUUUUAUUGACUUUCCAGAGGUCACUAUGAGAUGGUCACACUUAGGGACUGUGGUUCCAGGACUGGACUGAUGUAUCCAGAUCCUUAUCUGUGGUAUAUAGCUGUUAAUAGAAACAAAUAACAUAAAUGCCUGUUACUCAAAGUUUUAUUUUACCUUUUUUUUCAUUUACAUCAUUUUAUUAUUUAGUUUAGAGAUAACAUCAAUAAACUCUGACAGUUGAUAUGGAAGUGACUGAAAUAAUAACUGUGCUAUUUUUGUGCUGUCAGUGUAAAACCUUUAUAUAAUUCUGAUCCUCUGGUUGGUGCUGUGAUUUCCAGGAUGGCUCUGUAAGGUCAUUCUGUAAAGUUAGUUCGGAAAUUCACUAGUCUCACAUCACAAUCCAUCAGACCAUACCUGUUCAUGUCACAGCACCAAACUAUUUCCAUCAGUUAUGAAAGACUUUCUAUAUUACUGUUAAUAAACAUUGGGACACAUGCAACAGAUACGAGGAAUCGGGUUCUACCUGUUGAGUAAUAGAAUGUAUGCCAUAGAAUUUGCGGGCGAUGGGGUAGCCUAGUGGUUAAAGCGUUCAGUCAUCACUCAGAGACCCCGGGUUCAAUUCCCCACAUUGGUAAAAUGUGUGAAGCCCAUUUCUGGUGUUCCCCGCUGUGAUAUUGUUGGAAUAUCGCUAAAAUCUGCGUAAAACUAUACUCACUCACUCAAUAUGUUACUGUUAAUAAAACUUUAGGACACAGAUACAAGAGGAAUGAGGUUCUACCUGUUCAGAAAUAGAGAGUAUGCCACAGCAUUUGCAUUCUGUAGUUUCUGAACAGGUUAUUCUAAACAGUUCUGGUACUGUAGCACAUAAUUAUUGAAUUGUGGUCGAUAUUCAAUAUUGGAUACAUUAAGGGUUUUCAGUUUACAUUCAGAGUUAAAAUAUGUUCAAUUUAUUUUAUUUCCAAAAAAGAAAUGUUCACACAGUCAUAACACCUGUCAAAUAAUUGGGUUUGUUUGUUUUGGGGUCCUGUGUUUAUAGGUGUUCUUGAUAUUGUUAAUAUGUGACAGUAUGGUGUUAUUUUAUUUAUAGUGUUCAUAUUCUGAGGAUGAAUGUGAUCUUUUUUGUACAUAUUCCUCAAUAUUCAAUAUCCUCACUGUAAAUCUGGUAAGUAUUGCAAGAAAGAACCUCAACAACUGUGCCAUAUCCUCGUCAUCACUUCAGAUGUUGUAAAAGAAACACUUCAAAUUGUAAUCAUUACAACCGAUAUUGCCUUUGUUUUGAUUUUAAGCAAUGGAUCAGAAUUACAUAGAUCCAGUCACCAUUGACUCACUUAGUGUAACCUAGCUAGUUUCAACAGAAGCAAUGGGACACAACCAGUUGUAUGUCUUUGUUUUCAACCAACUGGUCAGAGGGGUCACAAGAGCUUCUUGACACCUCCUGGCAAAUCCUCUUGUGUUUGAUCUCAAUCAUCUCAACAACAGUGAGCUGCAGUACUUUAUGUAGUUCAGGUUCAACACUAUAUUUACCUAAUACCAGACACUCCAGGUUUACAGUAUACUGAUUAUUCCCAUGUAUGUGAGCAUGUUGAAGAGAAUGGCAAUAUACAUAGUGAUAAAGCUUCUUGUGGUGGAGUGUACAUUAACAUAUUAACAUAUGGGAUACAUUACAAGUGUGGUCAUGAAUGGCAAAGUAGUUAGUAUAUAUAUAUAUGUAUUGUAGAAUGUCUUCACCGUGUAUUUGUCUACUCUAAAUUGAGAUUAUUUUGAAAGUAAGAUGGUGAAUAAUGAUGUACCUCAAUUUGAUCACUGGUGUUUUGAUUGUCAAAAGAAACAAUAUUCAGUCUAUCGAUAUCUCAUAUUUUAUUCAAUAAGCUCUUAAUGUGUACCUUAGUGAUUUGUGGACACAUCAUAUACCAGUAUGCCUUUUCAACUGUUCAUCUGUAUAUCACAAGAGGGAAGCUUUCAAAUAGGUGUUUCUUCUCAUUCACUAAAUUCCCAAUAAAGUUUGUGUCUCAGAUCCUCAUAGUUGUAGAGUGGUAGUCUAGGUGUUAAUAUGUUCGCUUGUCAUGCCAAAGACCAAGGUUGAAUUCCAACAUUGGUACAGUCAUGAUGUUGCUGCAACACCGUUAAAAGUCCAAAUGCCUGCUGUAUUUUAUCACCAACCAUUUAUGGCUUAACACAUUAAAUCAUUUUCAUAUUUGGGUCUUUGUCACUGAAUUGUCAGUGAUGCGUAGUCUUCUGAUUGUAUGGCAAGGAAGUGUAUUUUGUUGUAAUUUACUGGUGAUUCAGUGAACUACACGUACCGUCAUGUCAGUAAGUUGUGUCUCACAUUGAGGCCAGCCUGGCCAUUUACAGUGAUAUUUAUAUUUUUAUUGAUCACUUUGACGUUAGUACGCUGAAUACACAUGCUUGUUGCAGGGAAUAAAUAUCUGAAUAUUGUAAUGUCUGGCUGAGCUGCCUUCCAUGAGCAUCAAGCUCGUGAAAUUUUAAGAUAUACUGUGUGGUAUGUAUAGAGAGAUUCUGUGUAACAUAAUGAUUUACAAAAUAAUCUUUCUGUGUCAACUGACCUGCAGUGCAAUAGUUUUUACUAAGAACUAGGAUUGGCCGAGAUCUCUGCUUCUUCUUUUGGUGUUAGUAAUGAUCUUUUGUCAAACUGUGUCACUGUAACAAAAUAUCAUGUCAUAGUGAAAGGAUUGUACUUCUGUUUGUUGUGCCCGAGGGCUCUUGUGGACCUGUGCCAAAGGUUGUAGGGCACAGUUGCCUCUCAUUUCUGUGUACAGAUAUCUGAAGGAAGUUGUGUGUAAGUGCCUCUGGCCUAUGUCUUACAUGUGCCACUAGUGGGGUGUGUGAUUUACGAACAGAAUUGGCUUGUACACCAAAGGACGUUACGGGUGUACAUGAACGUUCAGCUCGUAAUGGCCCAUACAACCAGGUGACACAUGUAACAAAUUUAUCACUACCAGUUCAAAACUAUUUUCAGUGAAAAGGUUAGCUGAGAUGUAACAGACGUAAAGGGACUUCACAUCGGACAUUAUUAUACCUUGAUAUCCAACACUACCUUCACUUCACAGAUGUUGGCUUGUACAUGUUGGCAACUGUGCAGUUACAAAGCUAGAUUAUUUAACAAAAAAUGAUAAUGGUGUUUAAUGCACCUCUAUGCACAAGGAUAUGUGGACUUGUGUACAAGUGCCUGUGGACUAUUGCGUACCAUCGUCCAUGGACUGUUGUAUACCACUCCCUCAGGACCUGUGUACAAGUGCUUGUGGAUUAUCGUAUACCACUGCCUCAGGACUUGUAUACAAGUGCCUUUGGACUAAUGUAUACCAUCAUCCAUGGACUGUUUACAACAGGUAUCUGUGGACUGUUGUGUGUCAGUGCCACUACACAUCUGUUCACAUUUGCCUAUGGUCUUUUGAAGCACAAAAACCAGUAAAGACAAUAUGUAUUUUGUAAAUUUAAAAGUUUGACUUUUUGUGGGGACCUUCCUCCCAGUGGGCAUAGUUUGAUUUAAAAUCUUUGUAAAAUGAUCAUUCACUGACAUCUCAGUGUGACAGACCACUAUUUAAUACUGUACAUACUUAUUGGCACAUACAAUUCUAGAUUCUAUAUUGUUGUUCCUGGAUGUAGCUGUGUUGAAGUUUACAGGUCAGUUCUUGGUGGAAAGGUUUAAUGCUGUUGACAGUUGGAUGGUUGUGGAUACGUAGGUCUGUGAUGAGCUGAAAGUCAAAAGAUUUUGUUUGACCAUGAUGUGUGAACUUCAACACAGCUGAUACUUGUCAAAUAUACAUGUGAAUGAACUUUAGGUAGCCCUUAGAUGCAAGAUAUUAUCUUUUGUACAUAGGUAGGUUAACAAAUUUUGGGUGUUUUUUUUAUGACUUAGUUUGAGGAUAUUUCUUUCAGAAAAUCAGUCGGCUGUGGGGAAAAAAACACAUGAUUUUUGCAGUUGUGCUCAAUAGGUCUAAAUUCAACGAAAGUAUGAAAUAAAGUGCUGCUUCAGAUAUUUCUUCAACAAACAGGGGCUAAUUAUCUUUACAUAUGAAAGUAAAUGUGAUUCUUCUUUCACUUCUGAAAUUGUGUGAUCUCAGUUCUCUGAUGUUAUAUCCCUUCUACAAGAACACACACCACUGUAUGUCUGUGCGUGUGCCUGUUGCCAUGGUGAUAUCUAGAGCUUAUUGUUAGUACCUUGUGAACGCCAGUCAGGUAGCAGUGUUGUGAUAAUUUGUCUUAUAUUGAGUGAUAGCUGUCUGCAUGGUUCUGGAUGAAAGAAGGAAAGAUUCUUUUCAGUGUAUAUAAACUUCUAUGAUCCAAGUUCAAAAUAAAUUUAUUAAUUUA